AUGUUAAUUGAGGCUUUUGGCAGACUAAAGGCUUUGUCCGCAGGCUGCAAGGGAGUGGAACGAACUGAAGCGUUCUCGGCUAUAGUACUGGCGCGUCGCUCUAAGCCGGCGCACGCGCAUAUCGCUGAUACCGCAUUAGGGUAUAAAAGAGCACGUGUAUUUCAUGCAGACCAAUUCUACUGUGAAUCUUUAAAGAAGUACGACCUAAUAGAAAAUGGAAAACCUCCU
Brenthis ino (lesser marbled fritillary) is the source of this 228-nucleotide messenger RNA. Lineage: Eukaryota; Metazoa; Arthropoda; Insecta; Lepidoptera; Nymphalidae. The record is from the annotation of a GenBank genome assembly.